CUAAUACGAGAUACCUGGUCCCUUCAUAGUCGGCACGGUGUGUACUUGCAUCUAUAUUUCUUACAUCUAAAAGAACCUUUGGCUUCGGGAACGAAGGUAACAAAGAAUCAACAUUUCAAAUGAAUUUUGGUGCGCAGUUUGCUGUCCUACUCCUGGCGAUGCUAAGGUUCGUUUCAGAUGUUUGCGCGUUAACAUUGACCGACAGAGUGGACUGUAUUCCAGAACGCCGCAAAGUAAAAACUGAAAGCAUUUGCAAGAGAAGAGGUUGCGUGUGGCAGGCAGAUGACACUGUGUUAAAGGGUGCCCCAAGAUGCUAUUUUGAUUCUAGUCACGGAUACAACGCUAAUGGAGAUCUCACCGAAACGAAAUUAGGACAACACUUACGGCUGACAAAGAUUGGUUCCAAGACUUUGUUUGGCAAAGAUAUUCAGGAGAUUGAUUUCGAUGUAGAAUAUCAGACGAGAACUAGGCUUCGUUUUACGUUUUCAGACACGAAGAAGAAACGUUAUAGAGUUCCAAUGGACCUACCGAAAAUUUCAAAAACGCCAAGCGAGACUGACUAUUCUAAGGUAAAGGUUAUCAAGAAACCUUUUUCAUUCAAAAUUUCAAGGACAGAAAACAGCGAUUCUUCAAUCUGGGACUCUUCGCUGGGACCUCUGAUAUUCAGUGAUCAGUAUCUUCAAAUAUCAACACGACUCCCUUCAAAAUAUAUUUACGGAUUUGGUGAACAAGAACACGAGUCAUUCCUUCAUGAGCUUAAGUGGCAAAGGCUGGGAAUGUUCACUCGGGAUCAAUUUCCAUUCAACAAGGGUAGUUUAUAUGGCGUUCAUCCAUUUUACAUGUGUUUAGAAGAGAGUGGAAAGGCUCAUGGAGUGUUCCUCAUGAAUAGCAACGCCAUGGACGUUCAGUUGCAACCGAGUCCAGGUCUAACAUUUAGAACGAUUGGAGGAAUCUUGGAUUUCUAUAUUUUUAUGGGGCCAACACCUGAGGACGUGGUCCAGCAAUACACCGAGUUAAUUGGUCGGACAUUCAUGCCUCCAUACUGGUCUCUAGGAUUUCAACUCUCCCGUUGGGGAUACAACAGUUUAAAACGUGUAAAAGAAGUCGUGGAUAAGAUGGCUGAAUACGAUUUACCCCAGGAUGUUCAAUAUGGAGACAUUGAUUACAUGGAGCGCAAACUUGACUUUACCUACGACAGAAUUACGUAUGAUGGCUUGCCUGAUUUCGUGAAGUCGUUGCAAGAUGAUGGUAUGCAUUACAUUAUCAUUUUGGAUCCAGUCAUUAGUGUCAACGAGACGGAUAAGUACCCUCCAUACGAAAAGGGAAAUGCAAAAGAUGUGUGGAUUAAAAACAGCGACAAUAACACCCUACUUGGGAAGCUCUGGCCAGCCUAUCCCUUCGUGACAGAACACAAUACAAGUCUUCCAUGGGAUACCCAAAUAGAGCGGUAUAGCGCAUUUGGAGCCUACCCAGAUUUCUUCAAGUCCUCAACUCAAGAAUGGUGGAUAGAAGAAAUCAAAGAAUUUCAUAAAACAAUUCCGUUUGAUGGCAUAUGGAUUGAUAUGAACGAACCUUCUAAUUUUGUGAGAGGCUCAGUCGAUGGUUGUAAAAACAACAGCUAUAAUAUUCCUCCGUAUUUGCCAUGGUUAGACAAAGACGAAAUAAAAGACUUGCUGCGGAAAACAAUUUGCAUGGAUGCGAUUCAGGCGCUUGGCGGCGGCACCAUUCACUACAAUGUUCACAGUUUGUAUGGAUGGAGUCAAUCAAAACCUACCCAAAGGGCUGCUCGUGAAGCGACUGGCAAACGAAGUAUUGUAAUUUCUCGUUCCACGUUUGCUGGAGAUGGAAAGAAAACGGGACACUGGUUGGGGGACAACAAGAGUUCAUGGAAUCAAAUGCAUAAAUCUAUCAUUGGAAUGUUGGAGUUUAACUUAUUUGGCAUUCCUUAUAUUGGUGCCGACAUUUGUGGGUUUUUCGAUGACGCCACACCAGAAUUAUGCGCUAGGUGGAUGCAGUUGGGAGCCUUCUAUCCCUUCAGCCGAAACCAUAAUGCUUUAGGUAGACAGCCCCAAGACCCAGGGUCAUUUGGCAAAGAAUUCGCUGAUCUUGUUCGCCCUAUCAUGAAAACACGAUACAGCCUUUUGCCUUAUUUGUACACGCUAUUUUACCAAUCACACACUACAGGAGCCACAGUUGUACGCUCACUGAUGCACGAAUUCACGAACGAUAAAAAGACCUGGGCGAUUGACAAGCAAUUUUUAUGGGGCCCAGCACUUCUUGUCACUGCCGUUCUUGAAAAGACAAAGACGUCAGUACGUGGUUAUAUCCCUGAAGGGCGAUGGUAUGACUUCAAAACGGGUAAAGAGCAUGAUUCGUCUUCACGUUGGUCUGAGUUUGAUGCCCCACAUAACUCAAUUGUACUACACGUUAGAGGUGGUUACAUUCUUCCACUCCAAGAAACUGCUAACAACACGGUUUUCGGCCGCCGAAAGCCGAUGGAACUGCUUGUGGGGUUAAACGACGACCAGAAAGCAACGGGACAACUUUUUUGGGACGACGGAGAGUCAAUUGAUACAAUUGAAAGAAAGAAGUACUACAUUAUAGAAUUCGAAGUUGAUAAGAACAUACUGGUAACGAAGGUCACACAUCAUGGACAUGGUUGUAUGGAUUGUGCUCCACCAAACUUGAAAGUUAUUUCAAUCUUUGGAAUAAAAGGUUUCGUUACUCGCCUGACUGUCAACGGAGAGGAGCCGGGAGUUUUCUCUUUCAGUAGCAAAGAUCAGACGCUUCAUAUUCGUGAAAUAAAUUUGAACCUCGCUCAGAACAGCACAAUCCGAUGGAGUCUGAAAAAAAGCAGAGCCUCCGGUCUUUCGUCUGUUCACGUAGUUAUAUUUGUACUGCUUUUUGCUUUUGCGAUCCAGAUUUAGAACUAUAUUCACUAAUUGGUAAAGAUUACACGCAUUAGGCGGAUUUUUUAGUACACAAAACUGUUAGAACUGAAAGACGUAUAUUUCAACUACAUGGUAAUCUAGUAUAGAGGUAUAUAAGCCCCUUUUACACUAUAAUUAAUUCAUUGGUAUAUAUACGGUAGUAACAGUACGGUACUCGUACCCAA
This is a messenger RNA of Dendronephthya gigantea, 3115 nucleotides long. RefSeq names its product sucrase-isomaltase, intestinal-like. The record is from RefSeq and is a predicted model, not a curated record. Gene Ontology annotation, molecular function: alpha-1,4-glucosidase activity; carbohydrate binding. The transcript has 24 exons. Gene Ontology annotation, biological process: carbohydrate metabolic process. The coding region runs from base 120 to 2927 and encodes 935 amino acids. Lineage: Eukaryota; Metazoa; Cnidaria; Anthozoa; Malacalcyonacea; Nephtheidae.